AUGGAUAUUCACUGCAAAGCAGACCCCUUCACAGCGAUGCACCGGCACGGAGGUGUGAACCAGCUCGGCGGGGUGUUUGUGAACGGCAGACCCCUCCCGGACGUGGUCAGGCAGCGGAUCGUGGAGCUGGCCCACCAGGGCGUCCGGCCCUGCGACAUCUCCAGACAGCUGCGCGUGAGCCACGGCUGCGUCAGCAAGAUCCUGGGCAGAUAUUAUGAGACGGGCAGCAUCAAACCAGGUGUGAUCGGUGGGUCUAAACCUAAGGUGGCCACGCCAAAGGUGGUGGAAAAAAUCGCAGACUACAAGAGACAAAACCCCACGAUGUUUGCGUGGGAGAUCAGAGACAGACUCCUGGCAGAGGGCAUCUGCGACAACGACACGGUACCCAGCGUCUCAUCCAUUAACAGGAUCAUCAGAACAAAAGUCCAGCAGCCUUUCCAUCCAUCUCCUGAUGGGUCAUCCCUGUCAGCACCAGGCCAUACUAUAGUACCAAGCACAACCUCUCCGCCUGUAACCAGCGCCUCCAACGACCCCGCAGGAUCCUAUUCCAUCAAUGGGAUUCUGGGAAUUCCCCGAUCAAAUGGAGAAAAGAGGAAAAGAGAUGAAGAUGGUUCAGAUGGUUCUGGUCCAAACAGUGAUUCUCAGGGUAGUGUGGAGAGUUUACGGAAACACCUUAGGGCUGAUGCCUUCACCCAGCAGCAGCUGGAAGCGCUGGACCGGGUCUUUGAACGCCCCUCGUACCCUGACGUCUUCCCUACAUCGGAGCACAUCAAACCUGAACAGGCUAAUGAGUACGCGCUCCCUGGCCUGAAUUCCAGCCUGGACGAAGUCAAGCCCAGUUUAUCCUCUAGCGCCAACCCAGACCUGGGCCCCAGCGUGUCGCAAAGCUACCCUGUAGGUCGAGAUAUGGCCAACACAACCUUACCUGGGUAUCCCCCUCACGUCCCACCCACAGGCCAGGGCAGCUAUCCAACCUCCACGCUCGCUGGAAUGGUUCCUGGGAGUGAGUUUUCGGGGAACCCCUACAGUCAUCCACAGUACACGACUUACAAUGAAGCCUGGCGAUUCAGCAACCCAGCAUUACUAAGUUCCCCUUAUUAUUAUAGUGCCGCAUCGAGAGGCUCCGCCCCUCCCACUGCUGCCACUGCCUAUGACCGUCACUAG
Cheilinus undulatus (humphead wrasse) is the source of this 1164-nucleotide messenger RNA. It is a transcript of the gene pax2b, whose product is annotated as paired box 2b. The transcript has 10 exons. The coding region runs from base 1 to 1164 and encodes 387 amino acids. Gene Ontology annotation, molecular function: DNA-binding transcription factor activity, RNA polymerase II-specific; RNA polymerase II cis-regulatory region sequence-specific DNA binding. The record is from RefSeq and is a predicted model, not a curated record. Lineage: Eukaryota; Metazoa; Chordata; Actinopteri; Labriformes; Labridae. Gene Ontology annotation, biological process: anatomical structure development; regulation of transcription by RNA polymerase II.